Messenger RNA from Cadophora gregata, 333 nucleotides. RefSeq lists its product as uncharacterized. The transcript has a single exon. The coding region runs from base 1 to 333 and encodes 110 amino acids. The record is from RefSeq and is a predicted model, not a curated record. NCBI's taxonomy places the organism in Eukaryota, Fungi, Ascomycota, Leotiomycetes, Helotiales, Ploettnerulaceae. Gene Ontology annotation, molecular function: oxidoreductase activity, acting on the CH-OH group of donors, NAD or NADP as acceptor.
AUGCUCUCCCACUACUCCGCAUCCAAGUUCGCCGUCCGCGGCUUCACCCAAGCCUUCGCCAUGGAGAUGGCCGAGCACAAAAUCACUGUCAAUGGCUACGCGCCAGGUAUCGUCGGCACAGCCAUGUGGGAUCUGAUUGAUGAGGAGCUGGGCAAGAAAUCAGGUGUCAAGAAGGGUGAUACGAUUAAGAAGUAUUCGGAGGAUUUGAUUGCUCUGGGGAGAACGAGCGUACCCGAGGAUGUGGCGAAGACGGUCAGUUACUUGGCGAGUCCGGAUAGUGAUUAUAUGACGGGGCAGACGCUGGUUAUUGAUGGGGGGAUUAUUUUUACUUGA